Messenger RNA from Cricetulus griseus (Chinese hamster), 7425 nucleotides. The record is from RefSeq and is a predicted model, not a curated record. Lineage: Eukaryota; Metazoa; Chordata; Mammalia; Rodentia; Cricetidae.
ACACACCGUCACAGAGGGUGCAAUUCAUCCUUGGGACUGAGGACGAUGAUGAGGAGCAUAUUCCCCACGACCUCUUCACAGAGAUGGAUGAGCUCUGCUACAGAGAUGGAGAAGAGUAUGAAUGGAAGGAGACUGCCAGGUGGCUGAAAUUUGAAGAGGAUGUUGAAGAUGGUGGUGACCGAUGGAGUAAACCCUAUGUGGCAACUCUCUCCUUGCACAGUCUCUUUGAAUUGAGAAGUUGUAUCCUAAAUGGAACAGUCAUGCUGGAUAUGAGAGCAAGCACUCUUGAUGAAAUAGCAGAUAUGGUGUUAGACAACAUGAUAGCCUCUGGCCAGUUAGAUGACUCCAUAAGGGAAAAUGUCCGAGAAGCUCUCCUGAAGAGACAUCAUCAUCAAAAUGAGAAAAGAUUCACCAGUCGGAUUCCCCUGGUUCGAUCUUUUGCAGAUAUAGGCAAGAAACAUUCUGACCCUCACUUGCUUGAAAGGAAUGGCGAAGGCCUGUCAGCCUCCCGCCACUCCUUGCGAACAGGUCUGUCUGCCUCAAAUCUUUCCUUGAGAGGAGAAUCGCCUUUAUCUCUUCUUCUCAGUCAUCUUCUUCCUUCUUCGAGAGCUGGAACCCCUGCAGGCUCGAGGUGUACCACCCCAGUGCCCACUCCCCAGAGCAGUCCUCCUUCCAGCCCUGGCUUAAGUCGCCUGGCCUCCAGAAGUUCCCAACAGAGUCAGCCUCAGGCCCCAGAGCUACUGGUGUCACCCAACAGGGAUGAUAUUCCCAGAGUAGUAAUUCAUCCGCCUGAGGAAGACAUAGAAGCACUCAAAGGCCAAGAGCAGAAGACUGAGGAAAAUGUUGACUUCACUCCAGGCAACUGUGCAGAGUUCUCCACAUGUGGGAUUUUGGCUUCUCCACAGUCUGCUCCUGGGAACUUGGACAAUAGUAAAAGUGGUGAAAUGAAAGGUAAUGGAAGUGGAGGAAGCCGAGAAAAUAGUACUGUUGACUUUAGCAAGGUUGACAUGAAUUUCAUGAGGAAAAUUCCCACAGGAGCUGAGGCUUCCAAUGUUUUGGUAGGAGAAGUGGACUUUUUGGAGAGACCUAUCAUUGCAUUUGUGAGACUGGCUCCUGCAGUUCUCCUUUCCGGGUUGACAGAGGUCCCUGUGCCCACUAGGUUUUUGUUUCUGUUACUGGGCCCAGCAGGGAAGGCCUCACAAUACCAUGAAAUUGGCAGAUCCAUAGCCACUCUCAUGACUGAUGAGAUUUUUCAUGAUGUAGCUUAUAAAGCAAAAGAUCGAAAUGACCUCUUAUCUGGAAUUGAUGAAUUUUUAGAUCAAGUAACUGUCCUUCCUCCAGGAGAGUGGGAUCCUUCCAUACGCAUAGAACCACCAAAAAGUGUUCCUUCUCAGGAAAAGAGGAAGAUUCCUGUGUUUCCUAAUGGAUCUGCUCCUGUGUCUACUGAGCCUCCUAACGAGGCUGCUCAUCAUGCUGGGCCUGAGCUGCAGAGGACUGGACGGCUUUUUGGUGGUUUGAUACUUGACAUCAAAAGGAAAGCACCUUUUUUCUUGAGUGACUUCAAGGAUGCAUUAAGUCUGCAGUGCCUGGCCUCGAUUCUUUUCCUAUACUGUGCCUGUAUGUCUCCUGUAAUCACUUUUGGAGGGCUGCUUGGAGAAGCUACAGAAGGCAGAAUAAGUGCAAUAGAGUCUCUUUUUGGAGCAUCAUUAACUGGGAUUGCCUAUUCAUUGUUUGCUGGGCAACCUCUAACAAUACUGGGGAGCACAGGUCCAGUCCUAGUGUUUGAAAAGAUUUUAUUUAAAUUCUGUAGAGAUUAUCAGCUUUCCUAUCUAUCAUUAAGAACCAGUAUUGGUCUGUGGACUUCUUUCUUGUGCAUUGUAUUGGUUGCAACAGAUGCAAGCAGCCUUGUGUGUUACAUUACUCGGUUUACAGAAGAAGCUUUUGCGGCUCUCAUUUGUAUCAUAUUCAUCUAUGAAGCUUUGGAGAAACUCUUUCAUUUAGGGGAAAUAUAUGCAUUUAAUAUGCACAACAACUUGGAUGAACUGACUAGUUACACAUGUAUAUGUGCUGAGCCGUCUAACCCUAGCAAUGAAACUAUAGAACUGUGGAAAAGAAAGAAUGUGACAGCAGACAGUAUUCUCUGGGGAAACCUCACUGUAUCCGAGUGUAAGGCCUUCCAUGGAAUGUUUGUGGGAUCAGCCUGUGGUCCUCAUGGGCCUUAUGUUCCUGAUGUGCUCUUCUGGUGUGUUGUCCUUUUUUUCACGACGUUCUUUCUGUCUUCAUUUCUCAAGCAGUUCAAGACCAAGCGUUAUUUUCCUACCAAGGUACGAUCAACAAUCAGUGACUUUGCUGUGUUUCUCACAAUAGUAAUAAUGGUUGCAAUUGACUACCUUGUAGGAAUUCCAUCUCCUAAACUUAACGUUCCUGAAAAGUUUGAGCCUACUGAUCCAAGUAGGGGCUGGAUCAUAAGCCCCCUGGGAGAUAACCCUUGGUGGACAUUACUAAUUGCAGCUGUUCCAGCUCUCCUUUGUACCAUUCUCAUCUUUAUGGAUCAACAGAUUACAGCUGUAAUCAUCAAUAGAAAAGAACACAAACUCAAGAAAGGAGCUGGCUAUCACCUUGACUUGCUCAUGGUUGGUGUCAUGUUGGGAGUCUGCUCUAUCAUGGGCCUGCCAUGGUUUGUGGCUGCGACAGUGUUGUCUAUAAGUCAUGUCAACAGCUUAAAAGUAGAGUCCGAAUGUUCUGCUCCAGGGGAACAGCCCAAGUUUCUGGGGAUUCGUGAACAGCGGGUUACAGGGCUGAUGAUUUUUAUCCUGAUGGGCCUCUCUGUGUUCAUGACUUCAGUUCUAAAGUUUAUCCCAAUGCCAGUUCUAUAUGGUGUUUUCCUUUAUAUGGGAGUUUCAUCAUUGAAAGGAAUUCAGUUUUUUGACCGUAUCAAACUAUUUGGAAUGCCUGCCAAGCACCAGCCAGACCUGAUCUACCUCCGCUAUGUCCCUCUGUGGAAGGUGCACGUGUUCACUGUCAUCCAGCUGACCUGCCUCGUCCUACUGUGGGUAAUCAAAGCCUCUGCUGCUGCAGUAGUUUUCCCCAUGAUGGUUCUUGCACUAGUCUUUGUGCGUAAGCUUAUGGAUCUGUGUUUCACAAAGAGAGAACUCAGUUGGCUUGAUGAUCUCAUGCCAGAAAGUAAGAAAAAGAAAGAAGAUGACAAAAAGAAAAAAGAAAAAGAGGAAGCUGAGCGAAUGCUUCAGGAUGAUGGGGAUACUGUGCACCUUCCAUUCGAAAGAGGAAGUCUCCUAAAGUACAGUAUUGACCCUUCAGUUGUUAACAUAUCAGAUGAAAUGGCCAAAACUGCCCAGUGGAAGGCACUUUCCAUGAAUACUGAGAAUGCCAAAGUAACCAGACCUAACACGAGCCCUGAAAAGCCUGUGAGUGUGACAAUAAAUUUCGAAGAUGAACCAUCAAAAAAAUACAUGGAUGCCGAGACUUCAUUGUAAAGUCAAACCAAAAGGAAUAUAUAGAGAUAUAUGCCUGUCUGUCUGUGUGUAUAUAUGUAUAUAUAUACAUAUGUAUGUAUAUGUAUAUAUAUAUAUACACAUGCACACAUAUAUAUGUAUAUGUAUAUAUAUAAUGCACAUGUGCCAUGCUAUUGUGUAUAACAGUACUGCAUGUCACGCCGUUUUUGCGUGACAGUGGGGCUCUUUGAAGCAGCAUCUGAUGUUUGUUGUGAGCACCAUGGAGACUGUAUUGAUGAAAUGGUCUCUUAGAAGCGAGGUACAUGGUUUUUACUCUUCAGAUAUUUAUUUUCUUGGGGGUAAAGCCUUUCUGUUAUGCAAUAGAAAUAUGUGGAAAACUGUAUUCAAUCUGAUUUUCUUAAAUCUCUUUGUCAGUGGCAAUCAUAUCAAUCUUAAGUAAUACAUACUUAGAUUAUAUAUUUAUAAUUUUGACCUGAAUUUUGAAAGAUUAUUAUUUCCCUUUUGGUAGUGUUUUAUAGGUAGAAUAAGGAGUCUGCCCUUGUUGUGGGAAAAUGACAUGUGUCCUGGCUUCUCUUUGAGCUUCCUUCAUGUAGCUGUCCAUCAUAUUUCGCAGGUGAUGAACAUAGAGGUGAUUAUAAAUUACUGGAGACUUUCUAGGUAGGAACGUUAUGUCUUAGGAGUUACUUUUAAAGUUUAAAACUUAUCUGGGCUUCCAUUCUGAUGGACAAAUAAACAAAAUAUAUGUGACUUCUAAUUUAACACCCACACCAUUCAUAAUGUUUUGAGUUUUAGAAGCUAUAAAGUUCCCAUUUGUAGUAGUUAAAUUUUGUUACCUUUGUAGCAAGGCUUUUCCAGUAUUCAUACUUUUCUAGAAACCCAGAGUCCCACUGUUCCCUGUCUUUGCUGUCUUUUACUUAAAGGGGUCUAGUGACAUCAGGUUCAGAUAUCUUUCUGUUGUAAGUAGUAAUAAAGAGUCAGCAUCCUUUUAAAUGGGCGUGUAAUCAGUGACCCUUUAUGAGAAUUACCUUUCAUUAUCUGUUGUUAUUCUUUCUAUUGUAUGCAAUAUAUUUAAUAGGUUAGUAGCCACAAUUUCCUUUUAAGAUAUUUUAUUUAUUCUAAUUGAUGUGAUACUUGCAUAUUAUAUAAAUAUUUGAGACAGUAACAAAUACAGAGUCAAUUGUUCCUAUUGUAGGUAUCUGGUGCUCACUUGCAUUCUAUUCUGUUUAUUACCUGAAAUCAGUGACUAACUUACAUCUUGGAUAUAAAGCACUGCCAUAUUUACAUUUUAAAAGGAAGUUGGAAGUAUUUUCUGUGCAGUUCAGAUCUAUGGCAUUGUUCCUGUUCUAUGAUGGCAUUGGGGUUCCAGUGUUUCUGACCUGCCUUUUAAACAUGUAGCAAAUUGUCAUCUUUUAUAUACUCUUAGCUCCCCACAGAAUAAAUAAAUACUGUUUCAGCCUGUGGGAUGAAAUGAUUGGGGCUAUGAAAAUGAUAGGACAGGAGGAUAAAUAAUACACAGAAACAGUGAGAAGACCCAGGAUCACUGAAGGGGAUGAGGACAUGAAAAUUAGGACAAAUGUUUUAAGGAAAUUCUGAUGUUCCCUAGUCAUUUCAUACAAAAAUAUGAAGAAAUGAAUAGAAUUGCCCAAAGCAAAUAUUUCUAGCAAGUAGUUUCAAUUCAUUCUAAACUAUGUAUCAUUUAGUAUAAUUCUCUCAUCAGAAAUCACAUGUUGGAUUCUAGUUAAAAUAGUAGCUCGCACCAUCUGGUACUAUCUGAGGAGUUCUGUUGGACUCCCUUAAUCUAUGAUGGGGAGUGUUGCCAUGGUGCUUGUGGUCAUUAGUGACCUCCAUUUUAGUGAUUUCCUCUUCACUCAGCAGUGUAGUGAUUUCCAAAGUCCCCAUUUGCUGCUAAUUAUAACCCCCCUGAUGUGCCCAAACAAGAAAAUUUCCUCAUAUCAUUUCCUUUGUCUGGACAUCAAAGCGUUAAUUUAUUUUACAGGAAGUGAUUUUAAAAUUUAAACUGAAACUACCUGGUAUCAUAAUCUUCCUGUGAUUUAUAUAAUUUUAUAUGUAUACAUAAACAUGUAUGUGUAUGUAUAUAUUAUCUAGUGCCAGGAAGAAAAAAAAUGACAUAAAAAAAUCCUUUGCAUCUAAGUGUUUCACUGUGGUUUUGGUUAUUAAUGGCUUCUCCUUUCUUUUGACUACUUGACUUACAAAGUGAUCUGAUAUGACUACUCCUCUGAAGAGCAGAGGGAAUUAACUGCUUCUUUCAGAUGGUUACAUUACACAUGCUAUUUUUGGAAAUAACAAUCAUGAAUAACACUCAUUGCAAGACAGCAAGAGAGAUAAUUUACUAUAUAUAUUGAUUCUUAAAUGCUGCCUUAAAUAGGUGUAUAUGAGCAGUAGUAAUUGCUGUGUACUGAUUUACCUCAAGGUGCAAAAUAAUUAAACUUGUACAUAUCCAUUCACAAAAUAAAUUCAGAGAAAAGUCCUGCACUUUCUUAGAUGCCUUGAUUUUCAUAGUAGAGCUUAGUGCUACUGAACACCAUGGCCAUGGAGCCACCUCAGGAUACUCUUCCCUCCACCAUAUUUUAUUUAUUUAUAGAUGUGUGUUUACAGAGACUAUAAUAAAUCCUGGUGUUACCUAUCUGAAAUUUACUUCCUUUUUAUUGCUGUUUCAAUCUAAAGUAGGAGCUUUUGAGAAAACAGUCAACUAGCUUCAUGAUGCUAAAGGGGUGAUUCUAUAUAUAUAUAUAUACAUAUAUAUUUUAAUAAUAGAUAUGCAAAAGUGAAGUCCAAGGUCUUUAAACAUUGUGUGAGUUUUCGUGUAUGUGUAUGAAAACACUCUUAACUCUCAACUUUUUUUAAACUUGUGGCGUACAUACCAAUGUUCAGACUUGCCAAGCUUUCUAUAAGACAUGUAGGAUGAAAUGUUUUUUGUGUGCUAAUGCAUGUAUUUAUAAUGAUUUGUUUACUGCUGAGAAUCACUAUCUCUUGUUUCUCCAUUCCCCAAAGUGUUUGUUUCUUCCAUACACUGAAAGUUGUGGCCUGAGUAUAUAAGCGUUCUGGCUUUCCUUUUACAAAGGCAGGUUCACAGUUCUGCAGAAAGAAUGGUCUCUGACAGUGCGGUGUCACACCAGAGCUUCCUGUUUUAAAUUUCAUGAGUUUGCCAGUUCAGCAGCUCAGAAUCUGCGUUCCCAUGAAAGGCUCUGGUUGCCAUACCUGAGCCAUCAGUACAUCGUUUUAAUUCAGCUGUGUUUAAUGUCUGAAAUUUAUUCAUGUAGGUUUCAACAUUCGUUUCAUUUGUAGUGCAAACAUGUGAACUGUCUUUGUUUAGUCCAACAAUUAUUUAUUUUUAGAAAGUAAAUUUAAAGACUAAACUAUGCUCAAAUUUUCAAAUCACAAGAUCUGAUCAUUUUAAUUGUAAGGUCUCUUUUAACUUUCUGGAAAGUAAAUUUUCAAAUAAAAUCAUGUAAAGAGUAUUUUAAAUUUUUAACCUAUACUUAGAGUUUAAGCCCCAGUUCUGUGGUUUUUAAUCAUAUUUUUUGCACAUUGAUUGCUUCUGUGUAGCUUUUCUUUUUGUUCCUUUGUUUAUUCUAAAUUUUUGGCUUUGUAGGGGUAAGGUGUCUUCCAUUGUUUACUAUAUUAGGCUUAAAUUAAAAUUAAGAUUUAUUGUCCGUUUAUAUAAUAUUUGAUACCUUGGUGUGAUUUCCCAAUACAGUUACAAUUUUUUAUGGUGUUUAUAAUUGCAAUGGUAUUUUCUUUUGUAAUAAAAUCCAAAGUCAAUUAAACAAAUUGUAGACUUGAUAUUUUUCAUUUACCUGAAGUACAAGUCUCAUCCAGAGUCUAUAAUGUGAACCUUCCUGCCUUUCACAUUUGUUUCCUAAUUAUUAGAGAAAACUAUUUUUUAUAGAUGUUAUUGAAAGUUGAAAGAGCAAUAAAAGUCUACAUAGCA